Stereum hirsutum FP-91666 SS1 is the source of this 2309-nucleotide messenger RNA. RefSeq names its product transketolase. Gene Ontology annotation, molecular function: transketolase activity. Gene Ontology annotation, cellular component: cytosol. Gene Ontology annotation, biological process: pentose-phosphate shunt. The transcript has 15 exons. The coding region runs from base 1 to 2196 and encodes 731 amino acids. The record is from RefSeq and is a predicted model, not a curated record. Lineage: Eukaryota; Fungi; Basidiomycota; Agaricomycetes; Russulales; Stereaceae.
AUGGCACCAGUAGCAGUGCAAGAUGGACCCCUUGCUGGUCUUUCCAAGGAGCCGCAUGUUCCAGCGAAAGUAGCUGAGCCGGAUAUCGAGAAACUCGUUCUCAACACCAUACGAUGCCUUGGGGCCGAUUUCACGCAGGAGUUCAAAGGUGGACAUCCUGGGACCGUCAUGGGCGCCUCAACCAUCGCUGUGGCACUGUGGCGCCACACUAUGCGCUAUAACCCCAAGAAUCCAGAGUGGUUCAACCGCGACAGGUUUGUGCUCAGCGCCGGACAUGCUUGUCUGCUGCAGUACAUACAACUUCACUUGGCUGGGUACGAUGCGUGGACGAUAGACGCUCUGAAGACUUAUCAUAAUCCUAAGUUCGGCAUCGCUGCGGGCCACCCUGAAAUCGAACAUCCAGGUAUCGAGGUCACGACUGGUCCUCUCGGCCAGGGCAUAGCCAAUGCCGUCGGUUUCGCCAUGGCAGCAAAAAACCUCGCCGCCACAUACAAUAGGCCCUCCUUCCCUGUCAUCGACAACAAGAUCUGGUGUUUUACUGGCGACGGUUGUCUUCAAGAGGGCGUUGGCCAGGAGGCGUUGAGUCUUGCCGGGCAUUUGCGGUUGGACAACUUGAUCGUUGUUUAUGACGAUAAUUCGAUCACUGUGGAUGGAAGUAUAGCGAACUGUUUUACGGACGAUACGUCGGCGAAGAUGAAAGCCGUCGGGUUCCACGUCAUCGAUGUCGAAGACGGCACCAAUGAUCUCGCCGCAGUUAUAGCAGCUCUAUCAGCCGCCAAAAACACCACCGGAAAACCAACCUUCGUCCACAUCCGCACCAUUAUUGGCUUCGGUAGCAGGAAAGCCAACACUGGACCCGCCCACGGUGUAGCACUUGGUGACGAAGAGGUCGCAUACGUGAAACAACUGUUCGGAUUCAACCCAGCGGAAAAGUUGGCCAUCAGCACCCAAGUCUACGACUACUACAAACCCUGCACCGCCCGAGGCGCACAAGAUGAAUCCGCCUGGAACGAUCUCUUCGCCUCCUACGCCUCUUCCCACCCCGACCUACACGCAGAACUCAGUCGACGAAUCUCGAGUUCCCUUCCAUCGGACAUCCUUUCUCUUCUCCCACCGAAGAACGAACUUCCAACUGCUCCACAGCCAACGCGGAAGUCGUCUGGGAUUGCUGUGCAAGCGAUCGUUCCUAAAGUCAACAGCUUUGUAGCCGGAAGUGCGGAUUUGUUGGAGAGUACGUUUGUGAGCUGGGAUGGGAUGGUUGAGUUCCAGGCUCCUGAGACAGGCCUGGGAGAUUAUUCUGGGAGACAGAUACGGUACGGGAUCCGCGAGUUCGGGAUGGUGGGAAUUGCGAAUGGACUCGCGGCAUAUCAAAAGGGCAUGUUCAUUCCUAUCUGCUCGACUUUCUUCCAGUUCUGGAUUUACGCUGCUCCUGCGGCCAGAAUGUCAGCACUACAGGGACUUCGUCUGAUCGGUAUUGCAACUCACGAUUCUAUCGGUAUCGGCGAGGAUGGGCCUACUCAUCAGCCUAUCGCCCUCGCAUCGUUCUACCGCGGCCUCCCGAAUCUCAACCUUAUUCGCCCGGCAGAUGCUGAGGAAUGCAUGGGUGCAUGGGAGGUCGCUCUCGAAGCAAAGGAUACGCCAUCUCUCUUCUGUCUCUCUCGCCAACCCGUCCCGCUCCUCGAUGGUUCCGACCGCUCCAAAGUCAAACUCGGCGCAUACCCCGUCUUCCACAACUAUACGCCCUCAUCAGACUCGGAUCUACCUGACCUUAUCCUCGUUGCCACUGGUUCUGAAGUUUCCGUCGCAAUUUCUGCUACCAAGCUUCUACCCCCGACUCUCCGCACUCGUGUCGUUUCCAUGCCCUCGCAGCACCAUUUCGAUAUUCAGCCCGUACCCUAUAAGCGGUCUGUACUCGGGACGGGUCAUUCGCUCGUAGUGGCUGUGGAAGCUUGGAGCUCGUAUGGUUGGGCGAGGUAUGCGCAUGCUUCGUUGAGUAUGCAUACGUUUGGGAUGAGUGCACCACAGGCUACAUUGUUUGAACUCUUUGGGUUCGGGGCGCAGAAUGUCAGGGAUAAGGUGUUGGAUUUUGUUGAUAGACGUAGGUCCGGUGGAAGCGACGGGAAGAUUCAGUUGCCAGAGGUUGGUGAGUUUGAGGAGUUGUUGCUGGGGUAUGUGAAGGGUCAUGGUGAGGCAUAGGUGUAUUGCAUUCCAGAAGAGUUUCAACGUUGGUCAAUGCUACUCUCGGUGUAUCCGUUUCUUUUUCCUUUUCCUUCUUCUUUUGUACUUGCAUAAUAUCAUGUUGCGAUGCG